AUGUUCACUGUACGUACUCGUAUAUGGCGCAUACGCUCCUAUGAUCCAGCUUACAGUACUGCAGUCUACAAUACGGGCAGCAUGGGCGCCUGCAAGCUCGACGGUUCCAUGUGCUUGGGCCACGAGUCGUCCGGUAUCGUCGUUCAGCUCGGAGCCAACAUUGCCGAGCAAGCCUCGCGCUCCAGCGACAUUGCUGCUUCUCGUGGGAUUGCCGAAGAAUCCAACAAGGGUCCAAUCGCCGGACGACCACUCCGGCUUGGGGACAAGGUGGCUCUGGAGCCCGGAGUGACUUGCAGAAUGUGUGUGGAUUGCAAGUCGGGACAGUAUCAGAUCUGCGAACACAUGCUUUUUGCCGCUUACCCGCCUUCCAAAGGCGGAACUCUGCAACGAUACUAUGCCCUCCCCGCGGACCUGGUGUACCCUCUGCCUGAAUCUGUCGCUCUCGAGUAUGGUGCCAUGAUGGAGCCUCUCUCCGUCGCCACCCACGCCGUCGCCAAUGUCGGUGGUGUCAGGUCGGGCUACAAUGUUCUCAUCACCGGUGCUGGCCCUGUCGGUCUGCUGGCCAUGGCCGUAGCCAAGGGUAUGGGAGCCAACACGAUUGUGGCGGUGGAUAUCAACGAGGAGAGAUUACAGUUUGCCAGGGAAUAUGCUGCUACCCAUACCUACAUUCCUGUCAAGCCCAACGCUGAAGAGAAGCCUCUCGCCUACUCUGAGCGGGCCGCCGCCCAUCUCUUGAGAACCUGCGACAUUCCCAAUCGCGGUCCCGGCUCUAUCGACCUUGUCGUCGACGCUACUGGUGCUCCGAGCUGUGUCGCUUUGGGCUUGCAGACCGUUCGACCUGGCGGUACGUAUGUCCAAGUCGGUUUCGGACCUCCCGACGUCCCCGUGCCCAUGUUCCGCAUCACCACCAACGAGAUCAACAUCAAGGGCGCCUGGCGCUACGGUUCUGGCGACUAUCCCCUCGCUAUCGACCUCGUCGCCAGAGGGCUGGUGGAUCUCAAGCCGCUGUUGACCCAUACCUUCAAGUUUGAAGAAGCGCUGGAGGCCUUUGAGAUUACGAAGAAUGGAAAGGAUAAAAAUGGGAAGGGGGUCAUCAAGUGUGUGAUUGACGGGCCAGAAUGA
Messenger RNA from Cryptococcus amylolentus CBS 6039, 1122 nucleotides. RefSeq lists its product as hypothetical. NCBI's taxonomy places the organism in Eukaryota, Fungi, Basidiomycota, Tremellomycetes, Tremellales, Cryptococcaceae. The coding region runs from base 1 to 1122 and encodes 373 amino acids. Gene Ontology annotation, molecular function: L-iditol 2-dehydrogenase (NAD+) activity; zinc ion binding. The record is from RefSeq and is a predicted model, not a curated record. Gene Ontology annotation, biological process: D-sorbitol catabolic process. The transcript has 5 exons.